Molecule: messenger RNA, 1587 nt
Organism: Colletotrichum abscissum
Lineage: Eukaryota; Fungi; Ascomycota; Sordariomycetes; Glomerellales; Glomerellaceae
Exons: 5
Coding region: 1-1587 (528 amino acids)
Biological process (GO): cytoskeleton organization; actin filament organization
Cellular component (GO): cytoplasm
Molecular function (GO): adenylate cyclase binding; actin binding
Source: RefSeq, a predicted model, not a curated record
AUGGCAACGAACAACAUGCAUAACCUCACCACCCUCAUCAAGCGGCUCGAAGCUGCUACGGCUAGGCUCGAAGAUAUCGCCACCUCUACCAUCGAGCUUCCCCAAGCCGUUCCUGCCCUCAAUCAAUCCGUCGCCUCGCCGCCUGCUGCUUCCAAUGCUCCCGCCCCUCCCCCGCCGCCGCAAGCCGCCGCCGCCCCCCAAGCUCCCCCGGAGCCAGUUCCAGAGUCCAUUGAGGAGUUCGAUCAAUUUAUUGCCACAUCGGUCGAGAAAUAUGUCAAAACCAGUCAACAACUUGGAGGCCUUGUUGCUGACCAGGCUGCCAAAGUUCUGCAAGGUUUCCAAGCCCAGCGCAACUUCCUGCUCAUCACCACGAAGGCCAAGAAGCCUGAUUUGAAUGGCGCCGAAAUGGCUGUCUACCAGGACCUCCUAAAGCCCAUUAAUGAAGCUCUUGUAGCUGUCAACAAUAUCAAAGAGUCCAACCGAGGGUCGCCAGUUUUCACCCAGCUGAGCGCUGUUGCUGAGGGCAUCAUGGUUCUCGCCUGGGUCACUGUCGACAACCGUCCUUACAAACAUGUCGAAGAUUCGUUGGGUUCUGCCCAAUUCUUUGGUAACAGGGUGUUGAAGGAGCAAAAGGAUAAGGAUGCGCAGCAAACCGAAUGGGUGAACGCCUUUUACCAAGUCUUCCGUGACCUUGCCGACUACGUCAAGCAAAACUUCGCUAGCGGCAUCCCCUGGAACCCGAAGGGUCAGCCAGCUCAGGAGGUUGCUAAAUCGUUGUCCGCAUCUGCAGCUUCUGCCGCUGCUCCUCCUCCGCCACCCCCGGCCGGCGGUCUUCCGCCUCCACCCCCGCCUCCCGGACCUCCCCCAGUACUGGAUAUCAAGGAAGAAACCCCCGGUGGCAAAGGUGGACUGGGUGCCGUGUUCUCCGAACUCAACAAGGGCGAGGCUGUGACGAAGGGUCUUCGCAAGGUCGACAGAUCGGAAAUGACGCACAAGAACCCGUCCCUUCGUACAAGCUCGAAAGUUGAUGGAGAGGCAUCAGCACGCGGCAAGAGCCCAGCUCCUGGCAAGAAGCCUAAGCCAGAGAGCAUGCGCGUCAAGAAACCACCAAAGAAGGUGCUUGAGGGCAACAAGUGGACUAUCGAAAACUUUGAGAAGGAGCCUCAGCCCAUUGAAAUCGAGGCGUCCAUUUCGCACUCCAUCCUGAUCAGUAAGUGCAGCAACACUACCAUCAUUGUGAAGGGCAAAGCAAAUGCUGUGACCAUUGAGAACUCAACUCGUCUGUCGUUGAUCGUGGAGUCUCUUGUGUCUACUGUGGACGUCAUCAAGUCCCAGAACUUUGCAUUGCAGGUCAUGGGUGCUGUGCCUGCUGUCUUGAUGGACUCAAUUGACGGCGCUCAAGUCUACUUCAGCAAGGAGAGCACAGACACCAGGAUCUUCUCGAGCAAGUCUUCAGGCAUCAACCUCAACGUUAUCUCGGGAGAGGACGAGGACUAUGUGGAAGUACCGCUUCCAUCGCAGAUUUGCUCCUACUAUGAUGAGAGCAAGGGCGAACUCGUCAACGAGAUUGUCUCUCACUCAGGUUAA